AUGCCUCCUUUAUCUGCAAGUCAAAAUACAAAACAUCUUUGCAAAAACAGCGAUCCCACCAAAGCACUUUGUGAUUACUAUGAAAAACAAAUAAAAGUUUUUUCCCGAACCAUAAAUAAACUGCGCUCACAAAAAAUAAUCAUUCAAAAAGAAAGUCAACAUAAUUUUAAAAUUAUUUUAGCGGAAAGCGAUCAUGAACUUAAAAUUAGAAUAUUAGAUGAUGAAAGUGAAUAUAACUUGCAGAUUCGAGAUUUAAAUAAUGAACUUGGUGUGUUAAAAGACAACUAUGCUGAUUUAGAGAAACUGUAUAAAGACUUACAAAAAAGAAAAGAUCAAGAUAUGGAAACUUUACAACUAUACCUAGCGAAUUUAGAAAAAAAAUUGAGGAGAAAAAG
Messenger RNA from Racocetra persica, 395 nucleotides. Lineage: Eukaryota; Fungi; Glomeromycota; Glomeromycetes; Diversisporales; Gigasporaceae. The record is from the annotation of a GenBank genome assembly.